Messenger RNA from Chara braunii, 3018 nucleotides. The record is from the annotation of a GenBank genome assembly. Lineage: Eukaryota; Viridiplantae; Streptophyta; Charophyceae; Charales; Characeae.
GCGAGGUUCCAUUUCCUUAAAAAAAGGGAACCAAUUCUGACGGAGUUCGAGGCCAUGGGAAUGGAUGCAGGGCUGUGGGACGGGAGUAGGAAGCUCGUGGUGGACGGGUCGCUGUUCAAGGAAUGCCCUAUGUACAUGGGAUGCGACGACGACAAGAACAUCAAGGCCACUGAAAAACUGGCGGCCAACGAAAUGUUGACCCAUGAGUGGCGGAACAAGGUCGUAUCCGUGUUGAACGGCAGCAGGGCGAAGCGACAGGAGGUGACGCUCACGGAGGGCAUGCUCAACAUUCUCUGGACAGACACGGGGGAAAUGACCUCGGUAGCUCCUUUUGCCGUCGACCCCUUGGAGGCUUUGAGCCGGGUGGUUGAACUCGAGAAGGUGGUCGUGGCCACGAAGAGUUACACUUGCGUUCUCGACCUGUGCGAACCGGUCGAUCUCUCGCAGUGGCCGUCGUCUGCUUUUCAAAGUUUGAACACUCUACUCGGACAGUUAUUCCCGGGGAGUUGGACGCUGGUGGUUUUCGUUCCCCGGCAUUGGGACUUGUCAUUCAUGACAAGCCUCUGGCAUCUCUCCGUCGUUAGGGCAAUGGCUGGGAGGUGGGUGCGGCGGGCCCAACAGAAGAAGACCAUUCCCGUGGGCCACAACUGGUACUCCGUGGACGACCGCAUGUAUAUUCUCUUCAAAGGUGACGACCUUCGCGAGAACACUGCGGUCGUUUACGGCUCGAGGUUGUCGGCGGGAGACGCUGCGGUGGUGGGGGUCCAUCAGAAAGUCACUCCCACGGACAUAUCUGAGAUGCCUUUCCAUGCUUGCAAGUGGCCAUUGUCGACCACGGGACACGAAGGGAAGGUGUACAAAGAGAUGGAGCGGAACCCCGGGCAAUUGGUGAAUCUGUUGGCAUUCCUCUGCAAAAAAGGGGAAGGUGUCACGUUCAUUGGGAAACCGCAUGCGCAAGUCGUGUGGGAGGUGUUGCAAAGCGGGCGUCAUGUCGUCACGUUUGAAGGAAACUACGUCAAAAGCGAGAAGCACAUGCGACACAGGGACCACAUGUUGUCGUUGCUUGACAACUACGAUGGCGCGGAUCGGAGAAAUGCGAAGAACUUUCUCGACAGGUUGGCGGGUCUGUACUUCGAAGAGUCUAUUCAGAUCUUGAGGUACCACGACUACGCGUCGAUGGUAUCCACCGAGGAUGAGGAUGAAACGGGGAUUGUAUUUGACGCUAGCAUGACAGAGGAGGGCAGCGACACGGAGAGUCUCGACAUCGGGACCAUACAGCCCGCGGUUUUGAAGGGCGAGUGGGUCAUGGCCAUGAUCAAUGACGAUGGGCAAUGGGCGUCAUACGCGCGCCUGUCUGUGUCCGAAUUUCUGGAGUUGGCUAGGGAAAUGGUGGCAGAGAAGGUUAGGGGAGAAAAUCCCGGGGUCGCCGGGGACAACCUGUCCAUCGCCUCCACCACGGACAGACUGUUUCAAGAACUGCGCGCCAAAAGGUGGUUGGAAAUGGAAGACGCUUUCUACGACCUCGACACCAGCCCUUCGAAGGGGAAGGUCAAUUGGAAGGUGUCCCCCCCCGCGGGUGUCCCGAGGGGAGGAGGGGGGUCUGGUGGGGGGGGGGGGGGAGGAGACGGGGACGGGGGGGCGGACGGGGGAAGGGGGCAUGGAGGGAUGGGCGGAGGGGACGAGGCCACUGGGAAGGACACGACUCAAGAGGUGCAUCGCCUGACCGGCAGUGUCGUCUUCAAUGCGGGAGAUGUCGAACCCGCAGAACAGGGGACGUGCUCUGCAGAACCCGCGGGAAGAGGGGACAAGGCCACCGGGAAGUUUGCCAGGAUCCGGACUACAGUCUCGGAAAAAACAGCCUCCCUAUCUCCGACAGCCCAACUUUACGAUAUGGCGCGACGCGGCCACGACCGUUCUGGCCCGGGGGUCGAUGUUGUGGAGAAUAGCAAGUUGGACGGGAUACACAUUGCAGUCGAAAAGCGAUCAGCGACAGAGGACGGAUCGCAGACCAUGUCCGAGGCUGGAAGGCGGGGCGCUGAAGCCCUCACAUCUUUGAAGUCCACUGGCAUCCGGACUUCGACGAGCGGCUCUACUGGGGAAGCCAAUGCUGCGCCGGCAGGGGAGUCCGUCGUCGAGGGGCCGACGCAGAGUAACUUGGACAAGGCAUGUGAGACGGGUUUGUCGUGUGUUGAGAAAGCAAAAAAGGGGUCGGAGAGGGUCGGGGGGGGGGAUGGUAGAGACGACAAGCAGAUGGGGGUCACUAAAAGGCUUGAUGACGGAAGCGGUGCAGAAGGCAAUUUGAGCAGUGAGGUGGAGGGCACGGAGGACCGGGUGGAAAGUUGUGGCGACGACAAUGAUUUCACAGACGCAGGCUCCGGAGAGUCGGCCGGCGAGUUCGUCCGGUUGUACGGUGGGCGCAACGACGAGGAUGCUGAGUGCGGGACACCUGCAAUGGCCAUCKAGACGGAGCUCGCUAUCCAACUUUCCGAGGAGGGCGAAGAUUACAACCUUUCCCCUUUGCGGGGUGUUGUAGAAACCGCAGUCGAGAGCCAUGACAUUGAACUGCCGCUGAGUCCUGCGAAACCUGCAGGUCGGCUGCUCGUUGACGAGGUCGUGCNGAGGACGGGAGGGCGGACGGGGGAAGGGGGCAUGGAGGCAGGGACGGAGGGACGGGCGGAGGGGACGAGGCCACUGGGAAGGACACGACGCAAGAGGUGCAUCGCCCGACCGGCAUUGUCGUCUUCGAUGCGGGAGGUGUCAAACCAGGGGAACAGGGGACGUGCGCUGCAGAACCCGCGGGCGGAGGGGACAAGGCCACCGAGAAGUUCGCCGGGAUCCAAACUACAGUCUCGGAAGAACCAGCCUCCCUAUCUCCGACAACCCAGCUUUACGAUAUGGCGCGACGCAGCCACGGCCUUGUCGCUCGGGGGUCGAUGUUGUGGAGGACAGCAAGUUUGACGGGAUCCACAGUGCAACAGAAAAGCAAUUAGCGACAGAGGACGGAUCGCAGACCGUGUC